Messenger RNA from Limanda limanda (common dab), 1944 nucleotides. It is a transcript of the gene pcsk2, whose product is annotated as proprotein convertase subtilisin/kexin type 2. Gene Ontology annotation, biological process: protein processing. Gene Ontology annotation, cellular component: trans-Golgi network; Golgi membrane. The coding region runs from base 1 to 1944 and encodes 647 amino acids. Gene Ontology annotation, molecular function: serine-type endopeptidase activity. NCBI's taxonomy places the organism in Eukaryota, Metazoa, Chordata, Actinopteri, Pleuronectiformes, Pleuronectidae. The transcript has 12 exons. The record is from RefSeq and is a predicted model, not a curated record.
AUGCUCGGAACUGCUCGACACGGGACAGCCGCGGGAUUUACGGUGCUGCUGCACGCGUUGCUGCCGCCGCUGCUGCUGCUGCUGGCGACGCAGGCUGCAGACGGAGUGUUGACGGACCAUCUCCUGGUCCAGAUCCUCGAGGACGCACAGGAUGAGGCGCACCAACUUGCAACACAACAUGGGUUCCAGAGUGCCCGAAAGCUUUCCUUUGGAGAGGGGCUCUAUCACUUCUAUCCUCAGGAGUCGUCAGAGAGGCGAAGCAAACGCAGCAUCCGCAGCAGACAGCGGCUCCAGAAAGACCGCAGGGUGAAGAAUGUGUUUGACCAAGACGGCUUCGAUCGUCAGAAGCGAGGCUACAGAGAUCUCAAUGACAUUGAAGUCAACAUGAGCGACCCUCUAUUCACCAAACAGUGGUAUCUGAUAAACACAGGCCAGGCAGACGGAACCCCUGGGCUGGAUCUUAAUGUGGCUGAAGCUUGGCAACUGGGCUACACGGGCAAAGGAGUCACAAUCGCCAUCAUGGACGACGGCAUCGACUUUCUACACCCAGACCUGGCAUCAAAUUAUAAUGCCGACGCCAGCUACGACUUCAGCAGCAAUGACCCGUUCCCGUUUCCACGCUACACAGACGACUGGUUCAACAGUCAUGGCACACGAUGUGCGGGAGAGGUGUCUGCUGCAGCCAACAACAACAUCUGCGGCGUGGGAGUCGCCUACAAUUCCAAAGUGGCAGGCAUCAGGAUGCUGGACCAACCCUUCAUGACUGACAUCAUCGAGGCAUCGUCCAUCAGCCACAUGCCGCAGGUUAUUGACAUCUACAGCGCCAGCUGGGGACCAACCGAUGACGGCAAGACGGUGGACGGACCCAGAGAGCUCACGCUGCAGGCUAUGGCUGACGGCGUCAACAAGGGCCGCGGAGGCAAAGGCAGCAUCUACGUGUGGGCAUCGGGAGACGGUGGUAGCUAUGACGACUGCAACUGUGACGGUUAUGCCUCCAGCAUGUGGACCAUCUCCAUCAACUCAGCCAUCAAUGACGGACGCACCGCCCUGUACGACGAGAGCUGCUCCUCCACGCUGGCCUCCACCUUCAGCAAUGGACGCAAGAGGAACCCAGAGGCUGGCGUUGCCACUACAGACCUGUACGGGAACUGCACGCUGCGUCACUCCGGCACAUCAGCAGCAGCUCCGGAGGCAGCCGGUGUAUUCGCUCUGGCUAUUGAGGCUAACCGGGACCUGACAUGGAGAGACAUUCAGCACCUGUCUGUCCUGACCUCCAAGAGGAACCAGCUCCACGACGAGGUCCACCAGUGGAGGAGGAACGGCGUGGGCCUGGAGUUCAACCACCUGUUUGGCUAUGGCGUGCUGGACGCUGGGGGGAUGGUGAAAAUGUCCAAGGACUGGAAAACUGUGCCUGAGCGUUUCCACUGUGUAGCUGGAUCCCUUCAGGAGAACCAUAAAAUCCAGUCUGGUAACAAGGUGGUCCUACACAUCACCACAGAAGCCUGCCAGGGGAAGGACAACUAUGUCCGCUACCUGGAGCACGUCCAGGCGGUGGUCACCGUCAACGGCACCCGCCGCGGAGACCUCAACCUCAACAUGACCUCGCCCAUGGGCACAAAGUCCAUCCUACUGAGCCGGAGGCCCCGUGACGACGACUCCAAGGUGGGCUUCGACAAGUGGCCCUUCAUGACCACCCACACCUGGGGCGAGGACCCGCGCGGGACCUGGGUCCUGGAGGUGGGCUUCCAAGGGGAGGAGCCACAGCGCGGAGUCCUGAAAGAGUGGACUCUCAUGCUGCACGGAACACAAAGUGCCCCUUACAUAGACCAGAUAGUUCGUGAUUAUCAGUCCAAACUCGCCAUGUCCAAAAAGGAGGAGCUAGAGGAGGAGCUGGAUGAGGCGAUAGACAGAAGUCUGAAGAGCUUGAUGAGUAAAAACAACUGA